Messenger RNA from Histoplasma mississippiense, 3192 nucleotides. RefSeq lists its product as hypothetical. Gene Ontology annotation, cellular component: mitochondrial outer membrane; nucleus; cytosol. Gene Ontology annotation, molecular function: transmembrane transporter activity. The transcript has 8 exons. Bases 1 to 3192 code for a protein of 1063 amino acids. The record is from RefSeq and is a predicted model, not a curated record. Gene Ontology annotation, biological process: transmembrane transport. Lineage: Eukaryota; Fungi; Ascomycota; Eurotiomycetes; Onygenales; Ajellomycetaceae.
AUGGCUGCUCUGGUCGGCGUCCUGAACGAAAGCUUAACGGAGAGCAUCAAGGCUUUCUAUAAACUAAGGAAAGCGUACAUCGCAUUGGAUAAUAUAAUGCAAAUGGAGGAGAAGUACCUCCGGGAGGAAUCCGCAAGAAAGAUGGCCUCCUCUAAUAUCUCAUUGCCACCUAACCACUCCCUUACAGUGCCCACAAAGCCAUUAGUAAACAGAAGCGAUACAUCGAAAGACCCCGGAAUCACUUCCGACAGGGCCUCAGGCUCCCAGUUCGGAAAUGAUAAGCCAGACGAACCGCGGCUUUCCAACGAUGUCACGGCGUUUUCUUCCACAGAUGCUGAAAAAUCAUCAUCACAACCUCCAGAACCACCUCCAUCUCCCACACGUCACCUGGAUCAGGAUCCCGACUCCGAUUUAUUUACAAAUCCCGUAGAUGCAUUUGUACAUUCCGGCGCAAACCUCUGCUUCGGACUUUUAUUGCUCCUUAUCUCGAUGGUUCCGCCUGCAUUUUCUAAAUUGCUCUAUAUUGUGGGCUUUAGAGGAGACCGGCGUCGGGGUCUUCGGAUGCUGUGGCAAGCUAGCAAAUUCCAUAACUUAAAUGGCGCAAUUGCGGGUUUGGCACUGCUGGCCUACUAUAAUGGUUUUAUCCGGCAUUGCGACAUCAUCGACGACUGUCCGAGUGAAAAUGAAGACAGGGUCGACAGCUAUUCGGAACACCGACUCACUGCUUUGUUGUCAGUGAUGAGACAUCGAUUCCCCCAUAGCCAUCUUUGGCUCUUAGAGGAAUCUCGGAUGCAAGCUGCAAAGAAAAAUUUAGGCGCGGCCCUGGAGCUCCUCUCUGGAGAUACUAAAAGCCCUCUGAAGCAGGUUGAAGCGCUAUGUGUGUUCGAAAAGAGUUUGACUUCUAUGUAUCUUCAUAAAUACGAAUUGUGCGCGGAAUCAUUCAUCCAGUGUGCUGAACUCAAUUCGUGGUCCCGAGCUUUGUAUUAUUAUAUUGCUGCAUCAGCUCAUCUUGCAAUCUACAGGCAAAAUGCCCUAGAUUCGCCUACGCUAGCCAAGGAGCAUGCUGCCAAAGCCGUUGAAUUAUUCCAGAAGGUUCCGUCGCAAGCGGGCAAGAAGAAAUUUAUGGCCCGACAGCUUCCAUUUGAUGUUUUUGUUACCCGGAAAAUCACAAAAUGGGAAUCACGUGCCAAGGAAUGGAAUGUUGGCUUUAUCGACGCGAUCGGCGUCGACCCAUUGGAAGAAAUGAUCUACUUAUGGAACGGGCACAGCCGCAUGAACGAGGAAGAACUUCAAAAUUCGCUGAGGUGCUUGGCGUGGUCGGAAAGCGAGCAAAAUAAACACUGGGAUCGCGAAAAUGAAGACGAGUUCGCGAUUUUGGCUCUCCUCCGGGCUUCCAUAUUCCGUUUUCUGGGAAGACAUGAAGAAUCGAAGAAACUCUUGCGGUCGAAAAUCCUUGUUCAUGACCCGGCGACAUUCAAAGGCCAUUUGAAAGAUGACUGGACUUGCCCGACAGCCCACUACGAGAUGGCAGCGAAUUUGUGGAUGGAACGCUACUCAUAUCGGCCAAUUUGUUCCACUGCAGGAGGUGUCCCCGCCAAUGGCUCGCAAAGUCAGUCUAAAUCUACCUCGGCAACGGAGAUGAACCAUGUCCCCAAACCGUCAAUGUCAAUAUCCUCUAAGACAAGCCACGAAUCGAACGAAAACGGAGAAGCUCAUGAUCGGCGGAAGGUCCGCGAAUGCAGAGAAUGGAUUGAGAAAGUUGCGAAGUGGGAAACUCAGGGAGGCCCGGUUUUCAUAUAUUUGAUCCCUUCUACAGUAUUCCUCUAUCUUAAAUGUUUCACUCUAUUCAAGCGCCCGGGGGCUUUAAGAAAUGAGAUGGCAGGGGCAUCCUCGUCACAACGGGCCGGCAAUGACGUAGUGCCGGUUGAACGACAGAUCUUGGAGAAGAGCAGGCCUGGAUAUGAUGAUAAUGAAGAUGACGAUGAUUAUGGUCUCAAUUACUUUGAAAACUUGCCACGAAAUCGAACUUCCAGUAUCUCCACACACCAAUCCGCCAGCUUGAGCAGAAUCCAGUCGGCAAUCUCGACUGUCUCCCAGCAUUACAAUGCCACCCUCAACCAUGUCCGGAGUCGGAACCCGGACCAGAUGCGGCCUUUCACCCAUCCGCUGUCGCAUCAAAAGACGUCACGCGAUACCCUCGUUGACUUUGAUGGGUCGGACGAUGCGUAUCACCCGAUGAAUUGGUCAUUUCGUAAAAAGGCCAUCACAACAUUUUUAUAUGGGUUGACGACAAUGGGUUCUACGUGGUCCAGUGCAGUCUAUUCGCCCGGGAUCACACAAGUUGACGCCGACUUCCAUAUCUCAGAAGAAGUGGGGGUGCUGGGGGUCAGCUUGCUGCUGUUUGGUUUUGGUCUGGGGCCUUUACUGUGGGCCCCGCUAUCCGAACUCUAUGGGCGCAAGCCCGCUGUCCUCUUCCCGUAUUUUCUCGCUGCGAUAUUUAUGUUCACAGCCGGCAGCGCAAAGGACAUCCAAACGGUUCUCAUAUCCCGUUUCUUCUGUGGUUUCUUUGGCUCCGCGCCUGUCACUAACACAGCUGAAGAGCGAGGUGUCGCUAUUGUCGGUUAUGCGAUGGCUGUUGUUGGAGGACCCAGCUUGGGACCCAUCGUUGGGGCAGCUAUCGUGCAGAGUUAUCUGCGUUGGAGGUGGACGGAAUAUAUAACGGGGAUAAUGAUGAUUUUCUUCCUUAUCCUCGAUAUCAUAUUCGUAGACGAAUCCUACCCUGCCAUCCUCCUUGUCAAAAAAGCCCGUCGUCUCCGAUAUGAAACGGGCAACUGGUCGCUACACGCUCCCCAUGAAGAAUGGGAUGUCAGCUUCGCCGAAAUGAAGUCCGUGACUAGAGCCAGUGUCGGCCACUACCAUUCCUCGGCUGCUGUGAGUGUCAUCCUUGGCGCAGGUGCCAAUCUGUUUAACCAGAAAUUCUACCUGAAGAAAUUCCGCACCAACAACCGGAGACCAGUUCCUGAAGCCCGUCUUCCGCCCAUGAUGGUCGGCUCCGUGUUCUUCUCCGCUGGCCUAUUCAUCUUCGGCUGGACGUCGCCACCGCACUUCCCCUGGGUCGCGCAGGUAAUCGGUACAGUAUCCAUGGGCUUUGGGUUCUUCACCGUCUUUCCAAGCAGCCUUGAAAUUACCUGA